Zonotrichia albicollis (white-throated sparrow) is the source of this 1371-nucleotide messenger RNA. RefSeq names its product colipase (gene CLPS). Gene Ontology annotation, biological process: lipid catabolic process; digestion; positive regulation of catalytic activity. Gene Ontology annotation, cellular component: extracellular region. Gene Ontology annotation, molecular function: lipase binding; enzyme activator activity. NCBI's taxonomy places the organism in Eukaryota, Metazoa, Chordata, Aves, Passeriformes, Passerellidae. The record is from RefSeq and is a predicted model, not a curated record.
AUGGCCAAGGCGCUGCCUGCCUGCCUGCUGCUGGCCCUGCUGCUCCUGCCCCCAGCCCUGCUGGCACCGCAGGAGCGAGGGCUCAUUUUCAACCUGGACACGGGGGAGCUGUGCCUGCAGAGUGCCCAGUGCAAGAGCGGCUGCUGCCACCGAACCGACGGCCUCAGCCUGGCCCGCUGCGCCCCGAAGGCAGCUGAGACCCAGGAGUGCUCCCCAAAGAGCCUCUAUGGGGUCUACUACAAGUGUCCCUGUGAGAGCGGCUUGACCUGCGAGACCGACAGAACCAUCGUGGGCUCCAUCACCAACACCGACUUUGGCAUCUGCAUGGACCCCCAUGAGUCCAGAAGGUGAUGAAGGAAGAGCCCCCCGUGCCCCUCUGUGCUGCCCCUGCCUUUCCCCCUCUCCUGUGCCUAGCUGUGGGAGAAUCUGAAUAAAGACCAGCUUCUGCCGAGCUGCACGGUGGAGUUUUCACUCUAACCUGGUGUGAAGUUCACCAAACCUGGCCCAGGACAGGGACAGCAGCGCCAGGCAGUCCCUGAAGAAGCCACCAGGACAUGAUGGCUUUACCUGUGUGUGUGUGCAAUCAUGCAACAAUCUGGGCUAGGCCAGCAGCAGGACAUGGGCUGAGCUCUGCUCCAGGUGAGUUUUAAAAAGGGGGUGCAGGGAAGGGGGAGAUGCAGCAGCCCCAGGGUCUGAGGUUGUGCUGGCCUUGGUUUAUUCCCUGCCGUGGCACAGGGUGAGGAGGAGGAGGCAGCUGUCUGGCAGAGCUGUGGAAGCAGCAGGAGAUGGGGGGAUCAUCAGUGAGGGUGUUCUUGGCUCCUCCAGCGCAGAAUUCACCCCAUGUUUCUCCAUCCCUGGGGAUCACAAGAACCAGGCACCCCCAGUGCCACUGCCCACUGCCCCAGGGCUCUGCACCAGCUGGGGAGGCCACAAAGGCUGAGGGCACCCCCUGGCAGCCGAGGAGGUGCUGCAGGAAACUUCAUUUUCAGGACAAGGCUGACUGGCAGCUUGAGGAUGUGCACCUGCAGGAACACCAGGGACGCCUCUGGGAGGGUGGCACAGCUUGGGGGAGCCCCCAUUAUUGAAGGGGAACAUGGGGGGCAAUAUGGGCACCAGUCUGGCUCAGAGGGGCUGCAAGAGGAGAAAAUUCUGAGCUGGGUUUUAAACUUGUGGCGGGUGGUUAAAAUCUGGAGGGUCUUGUUCUCGUGGCAGGAGAGCCCACCAGAGCAAUGUCCUCAGUGGGGCAAGGGGCAGCUGGGGACAGGGAUGGGGACAGCAAACCUUCUCCUGCAGCAGCCAGCCGGCCCAGGGGACACAGGACAGGGGUCUCUCCCUGGAUCCCCAUCUCUGCGGGGUCCCCACAGCACUGGG